This is a messenger RNA of Haliotis rubra (blacklip abalone), 833 nucleotides long. RefSeq names its product countin-3-like. The coding region runs from base 50 to 793 and encodes 247 amino acids. The record is from RefSeq and is a predicted model, not a curated record. The transcript is spliced from 7 exons. Lineage: Eukaryota; Metazoa; Mollusca; Gastropoda; Lepetellida; Haliotidae.
GCCGAGUGUUUUUUUCCCUUGCUGUAGACCUAGCUCGGAUUUACAUACAAUGAACGGCAAGGGGGUGACAGUACUUCUGGCGGCUCUGGUUGGGGUUCAGUGUCUGCCCAGCUUCUCUGACCGCAGCCAGCCAGUCGGAGGGGGAGAUCAGCUCGCUGGAACAGCCAUCAAGUGCAAGACGUGUGUCCAGUUCACUAGACAAGCCGGUGCUGACCUUCUCAACGUCAUUCUCAACAGUGGUGUUAUUGGUUCCUGUACUGAACUGUGUGGAGCCCUCAGCGACAAGGGACAGGCUGCCAUGUGUGGACGCCUCUGCAACUUUGCUGGUAUCCAGGAGUUUACUCAACUCUUUGUGAAGGCUAACUUAGAUUCAUUCUACUUCUGUGAACUUCUCACUGUGUGCCCAAUCUUUGACGAUGGUGAUGCCAAAAUCACACAGCUCUCAGUGAAACCACCUGUGGCACCUCAAGGUAAGAGAACAAUUAGCUAUUCCUACACAUCCGACAAUGGGACCGGAACUGGAGAAAUUGCUGUUGUUGUUCAGCCACCUAGUGGACUUCCUAUUGGAGAUAGUUCCUUCAUCCCUAGGUCUCCACCUGGUACCUACUCUAACAAAAUCAUCCUCAUGGCCAAGCCUGACCCCCACUGUGACCCGAAGAAAGGACCCUGCCAAAAGUGGUCGCCUGGACACUAUAAACUCAGUAUUAAUGUCUGUUAUGGCAAGUGUGGCAGCAGUGACCCUCACAGCAAGAUCUACGACACACGUGAGGUCAAUUUUGUCAUCACUUCCUAGACAUCUCAUAUUUGUAUGUACAAAUAAAUACAGAAAUAUG